AUGGCGCCGACUCGUUCAACAACACAAGGCCAGGCUGGCAAAGACAACUCACCCUCAAAUAGACAAUCAUCGUCCACUAUUACCAAAUUGCCUAGGUUGCCUGAAGCUCCAGGCUCCAAGAUUCAAAAGCGUGCCUUGCCUCGCCGCCAACAGCCCAACUCAUCAAGAUCACAGCUCAUCUACGUGUCCGCAUCAACACCAUUCAUGUCAGCAGUCUCCCGUGUCCGCAAACAGCUAGACAAGUCCCUCAAAGGCAACGCGCCAUCGACGCGGGGUCUGAACCUGAACCAACGCAUCGACCUGCUCCAUCGCGACAACGGCACGAGGGGGGCAAAUGGAGAGGCGAUCGUGCUCGGCACAGGCAGAGCCAUUGAGAAGGUCCUCAGCAUCGCGGCAUGGUUCACAGAGCAGAGCGACUGCGAGGUCGAGGUGAGGACCAAGACCGUGGGCACGGUCGAUGAUGUUGUGCUCGAGGAAGAGGAUGAGGGAUUCGGGGAGGAGAGUCGUGUGAGAAAGAUCAGUUGCCUCGAAGUUACUGUGAGGCUUCGGUGA
Messenger RNA from Colletotrichum acutatum, 552 nucleotides. RefSeq names its product Rpp20 subunit of nuclear RNase MRP and P-domain-containing protein. Gene Ontology annotation, biological process: tRNA 5'-leader removal; nuclear-transcribed mRNA catabolic process, RNase MRP-dependent; intronic box C/D snoRNA processing. The record is from RefSeq and is a predicted model, not a curated record. Gene Ontology annotation, molecular function: RNA binding; ribonuclease MRP activity; ribonuclease P activity. The coding region runs from base 1 to 552 and encodes 183 amino acids. The transcript has 2 exons. NCBI's taxonomy places the organism in Eukaryota, Fungi, Ascomycota, Sordariomycetes, Glomerellales, Glomerellaceae. Gene Ontology annotation, cellular component: ribonuclease MRP complex; nucleolar ribonuclease P complex.